CUCGGUGGCACGUGGGCUUCAGUUGCUGGGCUGCCCGGGAGGCUCGCUUGUGGCGGUUUCUUUGGUUUUGUGGAGGCGGCUUAGUUGUCGGGGCGGAGUUAGAGGCGCUUCGUUUGUGAGUCCUUCCUCGUCGCGGUCCCGACACUUCUUCAUCCCAAAACACCUGAGCGGGGCGGGGAAUUUUAAUUGGCAUGCUCUCACCCUGUCACACAUGUCUAAAAUAUGUCAUGCCUACCUUAUUUUAAUGAAAAAACAUACAUUCAGCCAUUAUUAUGUGCAAGCCCAUGGUUUCUGAGAGAUUGUCCACUUUAUGGUCACGUCAUAUCAGUGGUGCCUUUCUAUUUUCAUCCAAGAGUGCAUGUAGCCACACCUGAAAUCUAUAAUCCUGUGACUAUAGAUACAUCCAAUCUAUUUGUGGUAGCGCCUUCUUUCUCACCUGUCAUUCUUAAUCAUGGGCAAUGGGGAAACAGUUACUAUAGAUACACUACUGCUGAAAUGAAUGCCAGGGGAGUACAAGUUCUAGAGAAGCCAAAUACUAUUCAUAGCUUUUCAGGUGAAAGAGCUGUUAAAUGCCGUCAGCUAUCAACUAGUUCUGAGAAAAAUAGAUUCAGUGAAGCUGUGCUUAAACUUAGUACUGACCAUUCUGAUGCUAGUAUUGUGGAACUGAGAGAGAGUAAUAUUGAGAAUGAUGCUUAUAAAUCAACAGUCUUGAGUGCACCCCUUGAGUCAGAACAGUCUGCAAAAAAUGAGAUUAAUAAUAUCUCUGGCUCUUGCUUGAAGUUCACUAAUUGCUCCACUUUAAGCCAGUCAUGUUACGUAAGUGCCUCAGAAUUAAACUUAUCAAAAGGAAACUUACCUUAUUUUUGUUCAACAUUUGAUGAAAAACUUGAAUCUGCACAUAAACAGGGAAAGAAAAUGUCCAUUGCACUGCAAGAUGCAAGUGAAACAAAUGCUAACUUGGAUACUGAUGCAGACUUUUCCUACUUCAGGGACAAUCAAAAUGAUUACAAAUGCAGUGAUUUAGAUGAUGACUCACAACUAGAAUAUCACAGUGCUGAAGAACAAGAUUAUGUUGGUCAAACGUCCUCAUACUGGCAAAAAACAAAAUCUUCAGAAACUUUUCAGAACAAGGAACUGUCUAAUGAAGAUGGGCUUGCAGAUCGCCAGCUGCCUUUUAACGAAUCAAAAGACGAGUCUUCCACUUCAGUUUGUAAUAUUACUUGCGAUUGUUUCAAGUACAGUGAAAUACCAGAAUUUCCCCAGAAAUAUGAAGGUAGCAAAUGUGGUACACAUGGCCAUUGUUUGAAUUUUGAUGAUAAAGGAAGAGAUGAGACUAUCAGUACGUUCUGCAGUAUUGUUAAUGAAGAAUCAGUUAGUGCUAAGACUAAUAAAGAAAGGAAUAAUCCAAAAUUAUUCUCAGUGAGCAUUGAUGAAAACACAAAAACAGAUUCUCUUAAAUAUGUAUCCCUGAAAACUGGAAAUCGACAUGUCCAGCAGGAAAGAACAUUUUUACCACAUGCAUACAUGCCUAGUGGUGAUCCAGAAGUUUCAGAUUCUUGGAUUUAUCAACAAUCGGUUGUAGCUGAUGCUGACAAGGCAAAUUGCACCUACAAUUCGUAUAGUCAUCAUAAAAGAUGCGAAGAGAAUUUUGCUAACUUAGAGUUAAACUGCAUCACAUACUUAAAUAAUGUAGCAAGUAAAAAUCAAAGUACAGUUAACCAAGCUGUUGAUGCAAGUUCUGAUUUUAGAGCUUGCUUUACAACAAGUAGAGCAACUAACGUCAAGGCUUCAGUAGUGUCCAGAGCACAAAAUACAGUUAUAACAAUGAUGAACAAAGAGAGACCCAAGCAGUGGCUGACAAAUUCCUUCAAAAGUGUUGCCUGCAAUACAGAUUGGUCAUGCAUAUCUGACAGUGUGGAGAUGACCAAUUCACAAAUACCAAUGAGUGAUAUGUUGGAAAACUGUGUGACUAGUGAUAAGGCAAAACACGGAUGCAAAUCAAAAAUUGAGGAUCUGUUGGAAUGGAAAAACAGCAUUAGCAGAGACUUAAAUGAAAUUCCAAACAGGAUAAUGCAGCUUUCUCAAGAAAUAACCAAUCAUUUGCCAAACUGCUGUAAAGAAAUAUUGCAGAGAGCCAUAAAAGCUGAAAUGCAGCUUCUGAGACUUCGCUAUCAGUUGUAUCAACAGCACUGCUGGCAAACGUGCAACCCUCCUAUGGAAGAAAAGGAAUAUGUGAACAAUUCCACUCUUCAGACAGGAAAAUCUCUACCCCAGGUGCCUGUGUCACAGAAUAUGGAAGCUUCUUCACUCCCGUUAGUUACACAUCAAGAGAACGCUGAUGAAAACAGUGUCCCUGAUCAAUCCCUUUCCAAGAAAAACUCUGAGAAGAAGAAAUAUGAACUUGUAGAAAAUAGUUCUUCAGAUACUCAAGAAAUCAGUGAAGGCUGGUUUGAUGCUACAGAGAACCUGACAGUAACUGAUUCUUCACACUCACUAACAGAUCAGUUAAAGCUAAGUGGUACAACAGAAACACACACUAUAAAAGACACCAAAAAGAACUAUCGUGUGUAUAUUGCCAGUUUAGGUCCCUUAGUGUCAGAAGUUGAUCUAUGGCUUCAUUUCCAGAAGUAUAAUGUUUCUGAGAUUUCCAUUUGUGAGUAUUCUGCCAAUUGCAGAUACGCUUUCCUUAGUUUUAAAACAGCCAGUGAUGCAAAGCUGGCAGUGAAAGAAAUGAAUGAGAGAGAAAUAAAGGGAAAAGCAAUAAAGAUCCAGCUUGUAAAGGCUGCAGAUGAAAACACAGUCCCCGAUUAUCAGAGUUAUGUGAAACAACAUGAAAACCAAAGACCACAUUAUAAUAAUGAAAACAAUAUUGAAUAUAGAAAGAAUGGUGAUGUGAUGUUUAAAGCACCUGCUUCUGCCUCAGCUACUCGCAAAGUGUCUUCUGGUGUUCCUUUCUGUUCAAAAGGGCCCAAUCUCUCCAAAGGUUCUUCCAAGUCAUCUUUCCCUGUUUUGGCUUUGGCAAGUGUUCCUAGGCCUGUCUUGGACUCUUCAAAGAUGUCCCUUUGUGCUCCAGCUCCCUGCAAACUACCCAACCCUGAUGUCAAAUCCUCUAAACUGUCGCCAAAAGAUACAGACAUUGAAAUUGAUCAAGAGGAUAUUGCAGAUGGCCUCUUGCCAUUGGGCUCCGUACAGUUUACUCCAAAUCCAUCCACUACCUUUAUACCACCAAACACAUUAAACUUGAGAAGCUUCCGUAAAGUGGUGAAGAAGUUGGAAGAACUACAUCCAGAAGUUCACAGAGACAAUAUUUUGGAUGCUUUGGUAGAGAUAAAAGAAAAUAAGGGUUUGCUUAGUGGCUUACCCCUUAGCACUAUUGUGCAAAUGACCUCAUCACUUCUGAAGAAGAGAUUUGGAUGCAAGUUUGAGGAAAAGCAAAAUAAUCUGAGAAAUAAACCGUGACUUUGCAACCAAUUGAUGAACAUCUUCGUAUUCUACAAUAUUUCUGUUUAUGUUUAUCACUGACAUGACUGAAAAGAGAAGCCAUGUUUGCAGACCUGGAAGAAAAUACACAUGGAGUUGAAGAGCUGCUGAAAACCACAGAGCAUGUGGCUUUAAAGAGGAACAAAAUGUUUAGGGAAAUUUGUGACUUGGUUGGAAGAUAUUUCAGUUUUCAAAUAUUUGCAUUCAUGUUUUUGUUAACUGAGAGCAUACAAGUUUGAAAGGAACUGAUGGUCUGAUCUGUUAGUCUGCAAAGUCCAAAAAUUCUUGCCUUAAAUAUAAAGCAUAAAGUUUCAUAUUUUGCAUUUGUCAGCUACUGUAAUGUGACACAACUUUAGAAAAUAUCUUGUAAGAAUCUAACAUGACUGAAGUUUGUAAUAGCAGUUUCAAUAAACUGGUUAUAGAAAAGUUUAAAA
Messenger RNA from Rhineura floridana, 3914 nucleotides. RefSeq names its product RNA binding motif protein 44 (gene RBM44). NCBI's taxonomy places the organism in Eukaryota, Metazoa, Chordata, Lepidosauria, Squamata, Rhineuridae. The record is from RefSeq and is a predicted model, not a curated record. The transcript has 14 exons. Gene Ontology annotation, molecular function: RNA binding. The coding region runs from base 223 to 3459 and encodes 1078 amino acids.